Ricinus communis (castor bean) is the source of this 1125-nucleotide messenger RNA. RefSeq names its product gamma-glutamyl peptidase 5. Gene Ontology annotation, cellular component: cytosol. The transcript has 3 exons. NCBI's taxonomy places the organism in Eukaryota, Viridiplantae, Streptophyta, Magnoliopsida, Malpighiales, Euphorbiaceae. The coding region runs from base 159 to 917 and encodes 252 amino acids. The record is from RefSeq and is a predicted model, not a curated record.
ACCCAUUUCUUCCUCCAAACUUCUCAUAUCCAGAAACCAUCUACUUCCAUUCUAUCAUUAAGCAUUUCUUCUUUCUUGUAUAAUCUUCUUCAGCCUCUUGAAGGGUUUCUAUUUCUCCGUCCAUUUAAGUUCAUCUUCCAUUUCUUCUGUUGAAAAUUAUGGAUGUUACAUCAGAGAAAAGAUAUGCUCUUUUGCUAGCAGCAAGGGACUCUGACUACGUUAAGAAAGUUUAUGGAGGAUAUUUCAACGUGUUUGUUGCAGCUUUCGGGGAAGAAGGAGAAAGGUGGGACUCAUUUAGGGUUGUUGAAGGAGAGUUUCCCGACAUGAAUGAGCUUCACAAUUAUGAUGGGUUUGUAGUUAGCGGUAGCCCUUAUGAUGCCUAUGGUAAUGACUGUUGGAUUAUCAGGCUUUGCUUCCUCUUGCAAACUUUAGAUUCCAUGGAAAAGAAGGUUCUUGGAAUUUGCUUUGGCCAUCAGGUUUUGUGCAGGGCAUUGGGAGGAAAGGUAGGAAAAGCAUCAACAGGAUGGGAUAUUGGGCUGAGGAAAGUGAGAAUAGUGAAGGAUUUGCCACCCUGUAGCUUCCUUAGUGACUUAAGUGAAAUCCCAUCUUCUCUAUCAAUUAUAAAAUGCCAUCAGGAUGAGGUUUGGGAAGUUCCAUUAGAAGCUGAAGUAAUUGCUUUCUCAGAUAAAACAGGUGUGGAAAUGUUUUCCAUUGGAGACCACAUUUUGGGUAUUCAAGGCCAUCCUGAGUACACCAAAGACAUUCUUUAUAGCCUCAUUGAUAGACUUCUCGACAGCAACUGUAUAGAGAAGGAUUUUGCUGAGAAUGCCAAGUUUGGAUUGGAAAUAGCUGAACCAGAUAGGAAAUGCUGGGAGAGCAUUUGCAGGAAUUUUCUGAAGGGAAGACCAAUUAAUUAACUUUGGUUACUGUGUAAUAAUUUGGACUGACCCUUCUUUUUUUUUUUUUUUUAAAUUGUUGUUCAUGAAAAUAUAAUAUGUUGGCGAGGAGCAAAAUCUAUGGUAUAAUAUAAGAGAAAGGGAAAUAAGUGACCGGGUUAAAUGAGCCCAAAACCUUGUAAUGUAUUCCUUAAUAAGUUGAUAUUGUAAUGAACAGUAACUUCCUAUA